AUGGACGAUGCUAACGAGGAUCUUUGUGCCCGUGUGAAAGCAGUAAGCCUGGAGAAAUACCGCGGCAAGGGUCUCAUCAGCAUCCACUUUGACAUGGAAAAGGGUAGAGCCGUAUUUUUCACCACCCAGGCGAUUGGCCCGAAGGAGAUUUGCGGGGUGUUCUUCGAUUGCGGCUGUGAAGUCGUGUCGCAAGUCGUCAGGAUUGAUGGUGUGGAAGAGCGUUUUGCAAUGUACGCAAGUGGAGCGCGAGCAACGCGUCGAAAAGAACGUGAUGCCCUUGCCGGACUACCU
Messenger RNA from Mesorhabditis spiculigera, 291 nucleotides. The record is from the annotation of a GenBank genome assembly. Lineage: Eukaryota; Metazoa; Nematoda; Chromadorea; Rhabditida; Rhabditidae.